Malaclemys terrapin pileata is the source of this 5292-nucleotide messenger RNA. RefSeq names its product UV radiation resistance associated (gene UVRAG). The record is from RefSeq and is a predicted model, not a curated record. NCBI's taxonomy places the organism in Eukaryota, Metazoa, Chordata, Testudines, Emydidae. Gene Ontology annotation, molecular function: SNARE binding. Gene Ontology annotation, cellular component: lytic vacuole; endosome. Gene Ontology annotation, biological process: SNARE complex assembly. Bases 143 to 2206 code for a protein of 687 amino acids. The transcript is spliced from 15 exons.
CGGUAAUAUGGCUCCUGAGCGAGCGGUCCCGGCUCGGUGCUGCUACCGCCAUUAACCCCUUGGUGCUCGGUUGCGGUGGAGGGACCGCGGGGCCGAUGCGCAGGCGCCUCUCGCGCUCCCGGGCCGCCGCCCUCCCGUGAGGAUGAGCUCGGCCGUCGGCCCCGCCGCGCUCCCCGCGGGCUCCAGCAGCCGGGCCCUGCAUGUGGAGCUGCCCUCGCAGCAGCGGCGGCUUCGUCACCUACGGAAUAUUGCUGCACGUAACAUCGUUAAUAGGAAUGGUUAUCGCCUUCUGGAUACCUACUUCACUCUUCAUUUGUGUGAUAACACUAAGAUAUGUAAAGAAUUUUAUAGGAGUGAAGUGAUCAAGAACUCCCUGAAUCCAACAUGGAGGAGUCUUGACUUUGGAAUAAUGCCUGAUCGCCUCGAUACAUCUGUGUCAUGUUUUUUGGUGAGGAUCUGGGGUGGCAAGAAAGAGCUCUAUCAGCUGUUGAUCGAAUGGAAAGUCAAUCUAGAUGGACUAAAAUACUUGGGUCAGCAGAUACAUGCUCGAAACCCAAAUGAAAUAAUUUUUGGGUUGAACGAUGGCUAUUACGGAGCUUCAUUUGAACAGAAGGACCAUUCAGGCACCCAGAAGAGUAGUCUUCUCCAGGUGGAUCAGAACUGUGUCCGUAACUCGUAUGAUGUCUUCUCGUUGCUUAGGCUUCAUAGAGCCCAGUGUGCAAUUAAACAGACUCAGGUAACUGUUCAGAAAAUAGGAAGGGAGAUUGAAGAAAAACUGAGACUUACAUCCACAAGCAAUGAACUGAAAAAAAAGAGUGAGUGUUUACAGUUGAAAAUUUUGGUGCUUCGGCAUGAGCUGGAGAGGCAGAAGAAGGCACUGGGUCGAGAGGUGGCCUUGCUGCAUAAGGAACAAAAUAUGUUACUUAACAAAGAAAAGGCAUUUGAGACUGAAUACCAGAGGCUUCAAAUGCAUAAAGAAUCCCUGCAUGAGUUGAGAAAAGAAUGCACUGCUAAGAGAGAACUGUUCUUGAAGACCAAUGCACAAUUGACCAUUCGAUGCAGGCAGUUGUUAUCAGAACUUUCUUAUAUUUACUCUAUUGAUUUGAACGAUCAAAAGGAUUACUUCGUCUGCGGAGUCAAGCUGCCUAAUUCUGAAGACUUUCAAGCAAAAGAUGAUGGAAGCAUUGCUGUUGCCCUGGGCUACACUGCACACUUGGUCUCAAUGAUUUCCUUCUUUCUACAAGUGCCACUCAGGUAUCCCAUAAUUCACAAAGGUUCUAGAUCUGCAAUCAAAGAUAAUAUCAACGACAAACUGACAGAGAAAGAGCGCGAGUUUCCACUGUAUCCAAAGGGAGGAGAGAGACUUCAAUUUGAUUAUGGAGUUUACCUUCUCAACAAAAAUAUAGCACAGCUUAGAUAUCAACAUGGAUUGGGUACUCCAGACCUAAGGCAAACUCUUCCUAACCUGAAAAACUUCAUGGAGCAUGGGCUAAUGGUCAGAUGUGAUCGGCAUCAUAUUUCUAGUGCAAUUCCAGUUCCAAAGAGACAAAGUUCUACCUUCGGGGGCUUGGAUGUUGGCUUAUCUACUGGGCCUUCUUCCCCAGAUAAGGGACACCGGGAACGGGCCAGCUCAGAGAAUGAAAGACUACAGUACAAAACCCCCCCUCCUAGUUAUAACUCUGCAUUAGCACAGCCUGUUGCCAUUGCAGCCCUUGUAGAAGAGUCGGAUAAAAAAUCUGGAUCGCUAACCUCAUCCUUAGAUACCUCCAUGGACUUCCCAAAAGAAACCAACAAAAAAGGAGAGGAUUUGUGUGACAGUUUAAAUGCAGAAAAUGGGAGUCUGAAUAAUGUCCAAGACCCGCAGGAGUCUUUCCUGGGACGUACUAGUGCAAUAAAUGGAACAUUUCUGCCUAGUGAAUGCACUGGCAGUGCAAGCAGUGAGCAGCCAUGCGAGUUCUAUCCUCCCCUCAGCACUGACCUUUGUUGCACCGUCGAGCAAGCAGAGGAAAUAAUUGGGAUGGAAGCAACAGGAUUCAGCACCGGAGAUCAGCUAGAAGCCUUUAACUGCAUCCCGGUGGAUCAUGCUGUAGCAGUGGAAUGUGAUGAUCAAGUUCUAGGGGAGUUUGAGGAGUUCUCCCGAAGGAUCUAUGCACUGAACGAAAACAUGUCCAGCUUUCGCAGACCGCGCAAAAGUUCGGACAAGUAAGCUUCAACAGGAAUUCGGUAGUGGACGGUACCACGGUGAUAUCAGCAAUCUGAAAUGAAGAUAAAGUUGCACUUCUAAUCCUUUGGGUUAAUUAUGGAAAAAUGAUUAAAGCUGUUCCUUUGGUGUUGGAAAAUGAAUUUUGUAACUGAGAGUGAUAACAAAGGAUCAUGGUAUAUUCACUGUCCAGGUAAACUUUGACUCUGCUUCCAGUCCUUUCUUUGUCUGGUAUUUAUAAGCUGUUUUUCAGGUACCAGAGUCCAUUCUAAAUACUUUCUUUGAAAGAGAUUUUAGUGCCAAUCAGGCCCUUGUAUGAAUCUUUGUCUGCUUUCGUUAUUAUUUAGUUAUAUUUUAUUUUCAUCUUUUGAGGGGAAAAGGUUAAUUUAAAAGUAUAUCUAUGGUAAGACCAGCAGUCAUUAUAUUUUUACCUUCUCCAAUAUAUAGUUUCUCUUGAGCAAUGUAGUCAGUGUUACAGAAAUACCAUGAACUUGCUACUUUUGAACAGCGUCUUAUUCUGUUGAAUUUUGCAAUCCUUAACAUUUUAAGAUUGCACCGAUGGGUUUUCUGUUCUUUAAAGCCUGGUGUAAACGUACCAGAGAAACAUGCAUCUUUUUAUAAGCAUCUAAAUGAGAUACCCACACCAAUUCCCUCCCCUCCGACACUCACUGCUACUACCAGCAGGCAAAGUUUCCAGGUGGAAACCGUGAGGGCUAAAUAACUUUACUAUUCUUCAACAGUCAUGUUAAUCUAACCAAUGAAAAUUGCCCCACUCCCGGGUUAGGAUUAAAAUAGAACUAUUACACCAGAGGCAAAAGCCUAAAAAAUGCAUUAUAUUAGCAGGUUCCACCUAUCAUUUGUUUUAUGCGAUGUCUUGCUUUCAGACAUCAAGGUGCUGUGAUGGAUUUCAUGGACACUCUCAAGUAAUCCAGACUCUGUGCAAUCAGUACAUUGGGCCUGUUAUGCAGUUUGAUUGUAGAUAGGUAGUUUACCACUGGCACAUGUGUUUACAACUGCACUAAUGGAAAAACAGAUUUUGCAGCCUGCUUGUGAUUUCCUGGUAUUUGUCUGAGUUCGGAUUUCAUUGUUCUUGCUUUCUAUAUUGUAUACCCAAGAAUUUGGGCUCAGUUGUGAGCUCUCAGAUAUCAAUAUAUAUAUAUAGCAGAAUAAAAGUUUAAUUUACUUCAUCAUGCCUGAUUUUACUUUCCCACUUUAAUCUUUCUCUUGAACCAGUAAGUGAGUCUGUUACUUUCUAACUUUACCAUAAGGUAAACCUAAAUUAAUUUAAACUGUGGAUAUGUGUAAUCUAAACAUUGUAGGUUGACAAACCAACACAUUGAGUGUGAGAUACAAUAUAUACAUAGUUGCAGUCUAGUAGCUGCAUUUUCUAUGUAAUACCUUAAUGAGUAUAUUGAAAUCCUAUUUAUAUUUUCAUUAAAAGUUUCAAAAGCUUAUUUAUAACUGCAUUAGUUAACCUAGCCUUUCUACAGCAUUUCAUCUAUUUUUAGGAUAUUGCAAGAAACAUUAAAAACAGGCAUUCAGAAAUUAAGGCCAAGGUAUUAAGCACGUGUCUAACGUCAAGCAUGAACAUAUUCCAUUUAACUCAGUGGGACUGCUCAAAUGCCUAAAGUUGAGCACAUGCUUUAAGUACCUUGUGGAAUUGGGUCCCAUUGGCCCUAGAAAAUGGUGCUUCAGUUCUAACAUCAUGAAAAAUUCCUUUGCAUUCCAAAAAAAUUGUGUGUAUUUCCAUAGGGUAACUAACAGCUGUUUUAAAGCACUAUUACUAUGCGUGGGGAAAACUUACAAAAUAUUUUUUUUUACUAAACCCUAUGGAUAGCAUAAUGAGAGCCAAAUUUGAAUGCACAGAAUUCCCAUUGAAGUCUUUCUGCACUUCAGAUGAGAACAAAGUGGUGGGAUGCUUCGUGCUAAUGACUUCAUCUUACCUUCUUCCUUUUUUCUGCUCGCAGAGAGAGAGAUAGCAGAACCACUACAACCUCCAGUCUGAGCAUUAAUGGCAUUAGGAGUCACUCAUGCACAUUUGAGGGUGGAAUUUGAUUUUUAUUUUUUAUAUAUGAGCACUUCUACUGAUACAUACAGUACAUAAAUGAGGAAGUCAUUAUAUUUGGGAGUACAAUAUAGUCUGUGCUGUGGUGUCUCUAAAUCUACCCAAAGAAGAGUUGUAAAAUUAUGUCCCUUACACAAGCACCAUUUGACUCAAAGCAAUUGGACAAUGUAUUAAAUGGGGUUCAUAGAACAUCAAUGUGACUUUAAAUACUUUUUGCAUUAUUUUCAAAUUGAUUAUCUCAGGUUCCACACAACCAAAUGAAGCCCAAUAGUUGUCUUCCCAUAUGUUGUGUUGUGUUGCUCUUUUAACCCAGUGUUUCUGGAGUUUAUAAAAACUCUUCUAAUGAACCACUGUUGACCCCUGUAAUUAUAAUGCGUAUGUCACAGUACAGCUAUUCUUGAGUCUGCAUGUUUGUUGCACAAGUUUGCUUUACCCACUUUCUUCAAUAAUGAAUCCUUUCAGCACACCUACACCUUAAAUUGCCACCAAGUUUUUAUAACGUUCUACCUAAAACAGUGUCUUGGGGCUUAUCAAAGCAUUGACAAAUUUAUUUUUGCCAUUAUAAGGCAAAAAUAUUGCACAAGCCACCACCUCGUGGCUUUUUUACAGUUUGCCUUGUAAAUUACGGAAUUAAAAAAAAUCUUGGGGUCGGAGGAGUGGAGGUAAACUGUAAAUUCGGAUGAUAUAUCACUGUGCAUUUUAGUUGCCAAAAGCCUUUUAGUUUCUGCACAGCGGACACACUGUUAAGUCUGCAAGCGUUUUCAAGUGAAAAUGUUUCAUUGCAUUUUCUUCCCCCACUAGAAAUUCCUAAGAUUUCUCAGAAUAUUAGUUUUGGAAGAUUUGUGUCCAGCUCUAUUUUUAUAGCAAGCAUAAGUGUGUUGGCUUAUCCUUGCCUAGCCAGGUACUUUAAAUAACUAAAACAAAAUAAAAUAUCCCAUAAUAAAUGGCAUGUUAAAGUUCCAUUGGUAAUUGCAAAAAAUCUCUGCAUCUGUAUUUAUAAAAUAAAAUUGGUUAGUAUUUAUCUGAA